Molecule: messenger RNA, 775 nt
Organism: Nematolebias whitei (Rio pearlfish)
Lineage: Eukaryota; Metazoa; Chordata; Actinopteri; Cyprinodontiformes; Rivulidae
Product: homeobox protein Hox-A7
Exons: 2
Coding region: 111-725 (204 amino acids)
Biological process (GO): regulation of transcription by RNA polymerase II; anterior/posterior pattern specification
Cellular component (GO): nucleus
Molecular function (GO): RNA polymerase II cis-regulatory region sequence-specific DNA binding; DNA-binding transcription factor activity, RNA polymerase II-specific
Source: RefSeq, a predicted model, not a curated record
GGGUAAAAAUGGGGUUUGGUGUAAAUCUAGGGUGUAUUGCUGUCAUAUAUCACAGCAGCUCGUAAAAACGACACUGAGGAUUCUUGGCCAACAAAUCAGAGAGAGAAAAUAUGAGUUCUUAUUAUGUGGAUAGUCUGCUUUGCAAACCCGCGGCGGGUUGUUCUCUGUUCGCGAGCGCAGAGCGAGCCUCCUGCAGGACUGGACCCAGCGGAGAGGAGCAGACUGCUGCCGCCUUCGCCUUUGCUCCGUGUCUCUCUGGAGUUUACGGCGUCAGUAAUGGAAGCCAGAGCCGCCCUGUGUUUACCUCAGGCUAUCGGGGACAGGACGCGCACACGCAGCUCUGCAGCCCGUUUGAGCAGGGCAGCUGCUGUCACCCGGGGCUGGGCCCCCUCACCUCUCCGCCGGACAAACAGCACCGGUUGUACCCCUGGAUGCGCGCAUCAGAUCCGACCAGAAAGCGCGGACGGCAGACCUACUCCCGGUACCAGACCCUGGAGCUGGAGAAGGAGUUCCACUUCAACCGGUACCUGACCCGCCGGCGCAGGAUCGAGAUCUCACACGCACUCUGCCUCUCAGAGAGACAGAUCAAGAUCUGGUUCCAGAACCGCAGGAUGAAGUGGAAGAAGGACCACAAGGAGGAGCCGAACCAGGAGGGGGGUCUUGGCGAGGUUCAGGCCGAAGCUGGAGACACCGGAAGCGCAGAGUCCCGACCCGCUGCUGAAUAACAAAAGAGAGAAAUAAAAAUAUUCAUCCAAUAGACACUGUUGAUAUGGAA